Molecule: messenger RNA, 1431 nt
Organism: Podarcis lilfordi (Lilford's wall lizard)
Lineage: Eukaryota; Metazoa; Chordata; Lepidosauria; Squamata; Lacertidae
Source: the annotation of a GenBank genome assembly
AUGGACUUCCUCACUAAAUUUGACAUCCUGUUCAUCCAGGAAACCCGGUCGACAGACGAGCUCUACUUGGAUAAUUACCACUCGUGUACAAAAAGAGCUACACCUAGCCAAAGAGGGGGCAGACCCAAAGGAGGCUUAGCCUUACUGUUUUCAAUGCAGAUACAAGCUAAUAUUACCCAAUUACCCUCCAAUGAUGAAUGGUCUGUAGCAGCAGUAUUAGAUUUUGGACAAGUCAAACUGCUAUGCAUAAACUUAUACUUACCCACAUGCCGACGGCAGACACAAGUAGAACAACUAUGGAAAGAAGUGGAAGCCUACGUGGUGCAAUGGAGGAGACAACAUCCGUCAGCCAUGAUAUUACUAGCCGGUGACUUAAACGCAAGAGUGGGCCCCAACAACAACGCCCUAUACACACAUUUUCACCACUGGCCUCCAGAAACGGAAAUUAUCCCUCCCCUAAUGACAAGAUCAUCCUACGAUAAGACAUGCAACAUGGGAGGACUACAUCUAGCACAGAUGGCCUACAGACAGAACCUACACCUAUUGAAUGGGGCUAUACAAGGAGAUUAUCCCGGUCAAUAUACAUAUUGGUCAGGACAUAAAUUGUCAGUGAUAGACUAUUGCAUUGUUUCCCAGGAUCUGAUCCCUAGGAUAUCAAAAUUCACCAUUACAGCAAGAGCUGAAAGUGACCACCUAUCUUUAUCCCUCGUGUGUGAUCUACCCUUUGAUCUGCCCAAACCACAACACAGAUAUCAACCAGAGUUAACACCCGGAACAGGUUUCAAGAAAAUCAGAUGGAAUGGACAAGUGAGCGAGCGGAUAUCUAACUGGUACAAAUCUGAGGAGAGCUACCGUCUCUCAAAAGCAAUCAUGGAAGGGUGCCUAGAAACAGAGGAGAGCGCCCCGAACAUGAUGACAACAUAUAAGAUGCUUACACAAAAAAUUCAAGAGUUUGUUGUAAAACCGAAUUCCAAGUCUCCCUACCAUAGGAAAACUUCCAGGGAGUGGUUCGAUCAUGAGUGCAUAGCCUCCAGGAAAUCAUUGAUCCACUCCUUCAUCUGUCAUAAGGAUAACCCAACAGAGGAUAACAGACAAAAGAUGCUUGAAGUCAAAAGAAGUUACAAAAAACUCCUGACACAAAAGAAAAGGUACGCAAUGAAGUUAUUAUGGCAGCAACUGAUAGAGGCCUCUAAUUCCAGUAACCCAUCAUUAUUCUGGAGAAUCGUUGCUGUACAACCGGACAGGGGUCUAUCACAACUAUCCUGCUGCAUAUCAAUGAAAGCCUGGGAAACACACUUCCAUAAUCUUUACGAGGAAUCUAGCGAUGAGUCCUAUGCAUUAGACAUACCGGAAGACCAGAUACAGCCAUGGCCAGCAGUUUCAAUAACAGAGACUCAUCUGCUGAUUGACCAACUAAAGAACGGGAAUUGA